AUGUAUUGUUUAUUCAAUAUGUUAUUGUAUAGAUUUUAGCAUUUAAAAAAAAAAAAAUUUAAUUACCAAGCAUAUUAAAAUGUCACCCAAAUACAUAUUGAAUUACUUCAAUAUUCAAGGAAAAGCUGAGGUAGCUAGACUAUUGUUUCAUUGUAAAGGUGUUGAAUUUACAGAUAAUCAAAUUAACUUCGAAGAUUGGCCUUCACAGAAAAGCGAUCAUUCUAGGUUUCCUUUGGGGCAAAUGCCAACAUUAGAAGUAGACGGGCAUGUUUUUUGCCAGUCUGCAGCUAUAAACGCAUACUUAGCUGAAACAUUUGGUCUUUAUGGAGCUAAUGCCUCUGAUAGAUUGAUAAUUAAUCAAGUUAUUGAAACUAUGAAUGAUUUAUGGAAUGAUUACUAUGAUAUUUGGAAAAAUAAAACAUUAGAUAAUGAACAAAGGGAAGAAGCUUUUGCAGAACUUUUAGUAAAAGAUACCACUAAAUUAAAGUUAACUUUUCUUGAGAGUUUGUUAAAGCGUAAUCAUGAUGGUCAUGGUUUUUUUGUUGGUGAUUCGAUUACUCUUGGAGAUUUGGUAUUCUAUCAUACUACAGGAAUGGCUGACAAAUCAUUAUUAAAUGGUUUCCCUUUGUUAACUGAGCUAAAUGAUCGAGUUAGACAUAGUGCUGAAUUAAAGUCGUAUUUGGAUUCUCGAACACAUCCUCCUAUGCCUUGCAACAGAGUAACAUUAGUGUGGGAUUUAAAUCCCGUUCAAACUAUUUAUUGCUUAACUGAAAAAAUACCACCAUCAGUAUAUCCAACUACAUCGAAAACUAGAAAGCCACCGUCUGUUCGCCAUCCAUUAAACAAUCAGGAUGAAUCUAUAUCACGCUUGCUAACUGAUCCAUUAGAACUAACAUUUUUAAAGUAUCGUCAAAUGAGUGGUAGCAGAUUUUUAAUUAGUUUGCGUGAGCUUGAGACAUCUGAGUGCAUAUUAGCUUUGAAAACUUUCCUUAAAGAUUUAGAUUCAGAGAGCUUUGAAGUUCCUACAGUUAUUUUUGGCUAUGUGGUUAAAAAGUUUAAUAAAAAGAUCAAAUGUGGUGUUUGCAAAACUUUUCUAUUAGCUGAAUCUGGUGAGCUACAAUGUCAAUAUUUAGAAAAACUUUCUCGUGGUGGAUUGAUUUUACCAGCUAUUGAUCUUACAUAUUAUGUUGCAAAAGCAUUUGCAAUAUUAGAUACUGCUAUUUUGCUUAUAAGAGACUCAACUCUUUCUGAUCGAUAUGCUGCAGAACGGGUACUUAGAUUAAAUGAUUGUGGUUCUUCAUUCUUAUGCGAUGAACGUCAAAUUAUUGGUGUAAAAUUUUACAAAAUGUCGCCUAAAUAUGUAUUGAAUUAUUUUAACAUCCAAGGAAAGGGUGAGGUAGCGAGACUUUUGUUUCAUUGCAAAGGUGUGGAGUUUGUAGAUAAUCAAAUCAAUUUUCAAGAUUGGCCCUCACAGAAAAGCGAUCGCUCUAGAUUUCCUUUGGGACAAAUGCCAACAUUAGAAAUUGAUGGACAUGUUGCUUGUCAGUCUGCAGCUAUAACCUCAUACUUAGCAGAAACAUUCGGUCUUAAUGGAGCUAAUGCUUCUGAAAGAUUGAUCAUAAAUCAAGUAUGUGAAACUCUGAAAGAUUUCUGGAACGAUUAUGCUGAUGUUUGGAGAAACGAAACAUUAGACAAUGAACAAAAGAAAGAAGCUUAUAAAGAAGUAUUUACAAGGGAGGCAACUAAAUUAAAGUUGUCUUUCAUUGAGAGUUUACUGAAACGUAACAAUGAUGGUCAUGGUUAUUUUGUAGGUGAUUCGAUUACUCUUGGAGAUUUGGAGUUCUUCCACAUUACUGGACUGGUCGAUAAAUCGUUAUUAAAUCAUUUUCCUUUGUUAACAGAGCUGAAUGAUAGAGUUAGAAAUAGCUCUGAACUAAAGUCUUAUUUGGAUUCUCGAACACAUUCUCCUUUGCCUUAACUUUUCUUUUUAGCGCAAAAUAAAGUUACUUUAUGAUUGA
Hydra vulgaris (swiftwater hydra) is the source of this 2018-nucleotide messenger RNA. Its product is annotated as glutathione S-transferase. Gene Ontology annotation, biological process: glutathione metabolic process. The record is from RefSeq and is a predicted model, not a curated record. NCBI's taxonomy places the organism in Eukaryota, Metazoa, Cnidaria, Hydrozoa, Anthoathecata, Hydridae. Gene Ontology annotation, molecular function: glutathione transferase activity.